Messenger RNA from Xenopus laevis (African clawed frog), 4844 nucleotides. RefSeq names its product zinc finger, ZZ-type containing 3 S homeolog (gene zzz3.S). Gene Ontology annotation, molecular function: zinc ion binding; DNA binding. The record is from RefSeq and is a predicted model, not a curated record. Gene Ontology annotation, cellular component: ATAC complex; nucleus. Gene Ontology annotation, biological process: regulation of cell cycle; DNA-templated transcription; regulation of cell division. The transcript has 14 exons. The coding region runs from base 690 to 3434 and encodes 914 amino acids. Lineage: Eukaryota; Metazoa; Chordata; Amphibia; Anura; Pipidae.
CUCAAAUACACAAACUUGCUAAACAUAGACCAACUGCAAGGCGGCUUUACAAAAGCUACAUAUCAAGGGAUGAAAUAAGUGAUGAUAGGAGUUUGGUGGAUUAGUUGAUAAAAAUACCCGGAUAUAUUCCCUUCUAACAAGGUUACUAAAAAAAUGAAAUAAUCUGUGUUCCAUCCCCACUGUUAAGUGAUCAAAUGUUUUUGGAAGUGAGCGCGCUGAAUUGGUUGUGAGUAAAUAGAAGUAAUGUGAGGCAGCGGGAGCAACCUGUUCGCUUGUAUCUAUCAGCUCUACUCCAUGCCCAUUCCUUUAGCGCUGCCUCCUAAGUACCGGCAGGUGGCGCCGCGGUGGCCAAAUGGAGAGCGGCCUGUGGGAAGCGGAAGCGGCGGUGUAGAAAGCAGCAGCGCUUCCUGCAGUGUGUGCGUGUGCACGGCGGCCUGACUUCCCUGGGGAGGGGAUAAGACAAGGACUGGCUCAGCGUGGAGAUGCGCCAUGAGCGCGGGGAGUUUCCGGUGGUGAUUAGGUUGCACAAAGGCAUAGGGAUUAAAAUGUGACUGCAUUUUCAGCCCAGAAUUUGGUUGUGUAUGGCCAGCUUCCUGUAAUCUUUGGCAACCAAACUGAGAGCAGAGUAAGCUUUUCAGGUUUCCCAAUGAGUGGAUCAUGCCAGUCAUACGUUUGGGGUGAUCCAUAGCAUGGCUUCUUCUCGAUCGACUCGUGUCACAAGAUCAACAGUGGGGUUUAACGGUCUUGAUGAAAACUUCUGUGGACGCACCUUGCGAAACCGAAGCAUUGCUCAUGGUGAAGAGGUUGUUCCUCAAUCAUUACUGAGAUCUAGGUCACCAAAGAAAAAGCCAGAAACUGCACAAAAGGGAAUUUGCCCAAAAAGUGGUGACUUAAAACCAACAGGACCUCGCGAGUCUUGGAUAAGCCCAAGGAAAAGAGUACUGUCUGUUUCAGAGAAGGACGUCACUGAUAAAGACAGUGUGGAAAACAGUGAAAUACAGUCACCUGGACCUUUAUCUCCUGUUUUGAAGAAAAUAAAAUGUUAUUUGCGGUCUGACGAACCUAGUAGCCCAGAAGAAAAAGUGUCCGCUACAGAAAGAAAGGACUCUUGUUCUGACGAUGAAACAGAUUCUACCAAUACUGAACAAUCUCAUCAAUGUAUUUUAUUGGAUGAUAGUGACAAAAGGGAAAUCAAAAAGGAAUCUGAACCAGAACAUCUUAAAAAAACAAUAAAUAUUGAGACUGCUAGCCAUAAAACUCUUAAUGGUGUUGAUGGAAAAAACACUGCUGCUUUCAAUUGUAAAGACUGCCAAUCUGAUGGCAGCACUAAACAAAAUUCUGUUGCUUUAUCUCCUCACAAGGAGAAAAUUGUUUCUGAAAAUGGGUUUUCAUUGAAUCCAUGUUCAGUGUUGACUUAUAAUAAAAAGGACACACUUUUAGACCGCAAUGUGCCUUGUACAAACUCAGUGGAGCAAGCUGAAAAACUAAAGCAUAACUUGGUUGCUAACUGUCUGCCAACAGAUAAUGUAAAUCAGGCAAAUAAACCAACAUCAUUCUGUUCAGAAAUACUGUCUUCUGAAAGGGACUCUGAUGAGAUAUCUGGUGCAGAGGAUAGUGCCUCAGAAGUUAAUAUUGAAAAUACGGACAGUGUCAUAAAUGCUGCUCAUGACAACUGUAUAUCGGGUGAUCCUGAAUCUGAACUAUCUUUUACAGAGCUUGACAAUGUUGAUACUAAUGUGGCAACCUUUUCCGACACCCAAGAACACAGGUAUACUUUAAGAACUUCCCCGCGAAGGCCUUUAUUGGUUAAAGAUAGCCCAUACAAAAGCGAAUUUCCUUGUGGAGAAAAUGGACCUAUUGACGAGAGUAAAAUACGUGUUAGUAAUAAUAGUAAGACAAACAAUACUGUUAAUGGCUCAUUAGUAAACACUGAUGUUGCUCACAGUGACAAAAAGCAGGACUGUGGUGCUGUCCGCUGUUCAGCAAAUAAACAGAUAAUUCCAAACUCUGAAACAGUGAAAGCUUCCCCACAUAUACAACCAUGUAAAGAGAGGGGAGGACAGCAAACCACUGAAGAAGAUGAGGAAGAUCCCGACGUGUAUUACUUUGAGUCUGAUCACCUGGCACUGAAACACAACACAGAUUAUCAAAGACUAUUACAGACUAUCUCUGUGCUAGAGGCUCAGCGCACUCAAGCUGUUCAAGACAUGGAAAGGUUAGGCCAAAACCAAAGGCAAGCACUGACUAAUCCCAUUGGAUUUGUGGAAAAUCUUCAGAAGAAGGUAGCAGAAGCCAGUGCAGAGACUGGCAGAGAAGGAGCAGAUUCUGAGAUAUAUGAUCCUGGCAGCAGCAUUUUUAUGGACAGGAGAGAGGUGAAUAUUGGAAUACCAUGUCCUCAGAGGAUUGUCCAGUUACCAGACGUUUCUUGGGAACUUUAUACGACAGGACUUGGAAACUUUGAAAGAGAACUAAGAAAACGAAAGCAUAAUUCUCGAAGAGUAAAAUUAAUUUUUGAUAAAGUUGGAAUAGCAGCUAAUGCUCAAGGGAAUACAGAGAACAGUAAAGAUCGAGAUGCUGCCUCAUACUCUGUUUUACCCCAGAGUGAUAACCAACAAGGCUCUACAAGUGCUCAUUCACAGAUAGGAGGUAGACUUUGUACAGAGACCAAGCCUGGGACCUUUAAUCAGUUGUGGAGUGUAGAAGAACAGAAAAAACUGGAGAGAUUACUUCUGAAAUACCCCCCGGAGGAAGUGGAAGCUAAGCGAUGGCAGAAAGUUGCUGAUGAAUUGGGAAAUAGGACUGCAAAACAGGUGGCUAGUCGAGUGCAGAAAUACUUUAUAAAAUUGACAAAAGCUGGCUUACCAGUGCCUGGAAGAACACCUAAUUUAUACAUGUGUGCUAAAAAGUCUUCAGGCAAACGACAGCACGCCCUUAACAAAUAUCUCUUCAGACCAUCCACCUUCAUGACGUCCCAUGAACCCCCUGUGUACAUGGAUGAAGAAGAUGACCGUUAUAGCAGAGACCUAGAUGCAGCUGGCGAUGAAGGAUUAUCGGAUGAUGAAGAUAUUCAUGUUGACUGCCAUGGCCUAGCAGAAUAUAAAGAGCUCCUUGAGUUAAAGAAAUUGAAAAAACAAAAACUACAUCAGAUGCAGGCUCAGAGUGGCUUUGUGCAACACGUAGGCUUCAAAUGUGAUAACUGCAGAACAGAACCCAUUCAGGGUAUCCGGUGGCACUGUCAGGAUUGUCCACCUCAAAUGUCAGUGGAUUUUUGUGAUUCAUGCUCUGAUUGCUUAUAUGAAACAGAGACCCACAAAGAGGACCACCACUUGGAGCCUUUUUAUAAAGCAGAGACAUUCCUAGACAGAGACUACUGCAUGCCCCACAACACCAAUUACAAUUAUCUUGAUCCAAACUACUUUCCAGCCAAUAGAUGACGUGACUUGGACAAACCAUAUAGAAUGGGCUUGGCAUCUUGUCCAGGAAACAUGGGGUGGCAGAAUUAUCCGUUCAGUUUUCAGAGUGUGAAGAUACACAACUUUCUGCUCACAGCAAUGAGACCUUCUCAGAAGGAGCCAUCAUUUUGCAGCCCUGUUCCAGGUCCCUGCACAGCAGCCGAACAUUCCAUGUGCGCAGGAGGAUGAUUUCACUUGGAGCUUUAUCUUUUCACCAUGUUAUUUCAGAUGGUCAGUAUCAGGGAACACAUGAGAAAAAGAUAUCUGAGUACGCCGUUACAGAUAACUCUCUUUCCAAAGGCUACAGUAAAGAAAUAUCAAAAAAUGUGAACUAUUUAUAUUAAUACCAGUUUACUAGCUUGCAGUUUUGCUGUGAAAAAUAUUAAUUUGCACACAAACUGACAUUUUGAGGAGGCUUUAACCAAUCACAGUGUUUCCGCUUGGAGGAUUUACUGUUUAAACCCACUUUUGGACUAAUGCAGGUCUUGGCUGAAUAUAUGAGCUGCUUUUAAUCACAGAUUAUUUAACUACAACGAAGCACUACAGCGUGGGGGCCUAUUGCUGCUUCUUUAACCAGCUUGUGGUGUGUGUGUGAAUGUCAAAAAUUUUCACUCAAAUAUAUUUUUUAAAUGUAAUGUUCAGAUGAUCAUGUGAUGUGUACAAACUAUGGUGAAAAAGUGCCAGUUGUAGUAACUGUGUGAAGUCUAACACUUAACCUUCCUUAGUCGUCAUUUCUGAAAUUAAAUACACAGCCUUCUGCCUCUAAAUCUCUGCGAUUGUCACCGCAGCUCAUUCAAGAAAACGAAUAGGAGUCAUAUAUAUGUCUUGUAGUUUUCCUCUUUUGUAGUCCGCACAAAAUCCAUGAGAGAUUGUAUUUUUAUUAAUAUUUAAGCACGUGAUCACAUAGAAUCCAAGUAAUGAACUGGAUCGGUUCACAUGCUGUCUUUUAUACUGCUGGGUUUUUCGUGUCCAUCCUUCCAAGUCCACUACAUUCUGGUGGGCUUGCAGUUUUGCUGGGAGACUUCUGGCAAUCAUACUGGUUAAGGUUGUUGCCUGGGGCUAAUAGCAGACAACUGCUAAGCCCUCUGAAAGAUCAAGGUUUAAUGUUUGUUCCCCCCCCCCCCGUUUUGUUUUUUGUUUUUUUCACCCCUCCUUUUUUUUUUUUUUUAUGUACAAAGUAUGUUCAUAAUAAUGAAUUGUCCGGAGCACUGCGAGAAAUAAACUGUAUGAAUACCAUCUGUUGAUACAUCAAAGCUCCAUAGUCAUUCUUGGUGUCUCUAAGUUUUGAAUAUGACACGGCAGGUACAAGUAAAACUCACUAAGGUUUCAAUCUGCCACAAAGCAGCCAUUGGGAUUCCCAAUAAUAUGCAAUAAAUGACCGUUCAUACCAAA